UUAAAUUGAUUCAGGUCAUCGGGUGGUGUUCGUAUUGGUUUUUCUUUUCUACUCCAUAAUACGGAGUAAAAAAAUACACCGUAUUUAUGGUGUACAUUUUAGUUCCUCUUCAAAUAAAAUACAGUAUUAGUCUCCACAAAUUUCUCUCCCGAUUCAGCAACGAUCUCCUCCGGCUAAGAAAAUCGGCAGGUACUUUGUUGUCAUUUGAGUAAGCUAAUACUGUAAAGGCUACUAUUUCUAGUAAAAAUCUGGAAAGGGAAAUUUCCGACGAGAAUAUUUCAAGCAAUUAGCUAGGUUUGAAAGAAGCAAUUGUUUGAUGGCGUUGAGACGUGCUCUUGGGUGGUCUGAUGGUGAGCUCAUGCGAUCAGAUGCGAAGCCUUGCUCAAGAUUAAUGAGACAAACAGCUGGGAUUUUUACAGUUGGUGGAGCAUUGGGUUUUUGGGUCUUGUGUAGAAUGCACUAUGGAUCAAGAGUAACAAUUCCCAGAAGUCUCAGAUGGGCAGCUUGUGGAGCUGUAUCCGUUAGCUCAACAACAGCUCUUCUGGUCCGCCUUUUGAGUCCUGAAUGUGAACCCCAGAACAUAGUUGCUUAUGACAAUAAAAGCUGAGUUGCCUUUUAAAAUCAAUGUAAGAUGUAUGUUAUCCCUUGUAUGGGACAGUCAUGUAACAAACUUCUAACAUGUAGUCACUCAAUGUGAGAAGUGGUCUUUUGAUUGAUUUAUUACGAGUGCUCGCCAAAUUGUUAUUCUUGGAUUUAGUUUGA
This is a messenger RNA of Chenopodium quinoa (quinoa), 762 nucleotides long. RefSeq lists its product as uncharacterized. The record is from RefSeq and is a predicted model, not a curated record. Bases 317 to 607 code for a protein of 96 amino acids. The transcript has 3 exons. Lineage: Eukaryota; Viridiplantae; Streptophyta; Magnoliopsida; Caryophyllales; Amaranthaceae.